AUGAUAUCAAAAAUGCGUCGGUGUUCAUCAUCGACUUCAGCAGAUAAUCGAAUACGUGAACCACUGACGGAAGCAGAACUACGAGCACGACCGAUAAUAACACCCGAAGACGUAUUACGCCUUAAUAAAAUUACCGAUGAUUAUUUAUGUGAACCAGAUGCGAAUAUUUAUGAUAUCGAAUUUACAAGGUUUAAAAUUCGUGAUUUAGACACUGAUCAAAUUCUAUUCGAAAUUGCUAAACCUACUUCUGAAGAGCUUGACAUUGAUGAUUUAAAUUUGGAGAAACGUGAUGAUACGAGUGCUGCUCGUUUUGUUCGUUAUCAGUUCACACCUGCAUUUUUACUUCUUAAACAUGUUGGUGCAACGGUUGAAUUCAAUGUUGGUAGUAAGCCAGUGAAUAAAUUUCGUAUGAUUGAACGACAUUUCUUCCGUGAUCGUUUGUUAAAAAGUUUUGAUUUCGAAUUUGGCUUUUGCAUUCCGAACAGUAGAAAUACAUGUGAACAUAUUUAUGAUUUUCCACAACUCUCUGAAUCGUUGAUAGAUGAGAUGGUUUCAAAUCCGUAUGAAACACGUUCCGACAGUUUCUAUUUUGUAGAAGAUCGUCUAAUAAUGCACAACAAAGCAGAUUACGCAUAUAAUGGUGGUGACUAA
Molecule: messenger RNA, 651 nt
Organism: Brugia malayi
Lineage: Eukaryota; Metazoa; Nematoda; Chromadorea; Rhabditida; Onchocercidae
Gene: Bma-unc-119
Exons: 5
Coding region: 1-651 (216 amino acids)
Biological process (GO): cilium assembly; lipoprotein transport; nervous system development
Cellular component (GO): cilium
Molecular function (GO): lipid binding
Source: RefSeq, a predicted model, not a curated record